AUGCUCCACUUGUCGCUAAAGAGAUCAAAAGUGGUUUUUAAGGCGAAGUAUGACAUCGACAUCCGCGCUGUGACUCGCUUCACUAUGUCCGACACGACACCCUCAGCGCGGAAUGUUGUCGAUCACAUCGACAGCGAACUAGAAGACUGCUCUAUGCAUCUGCUCAACCUGUGCAUUGGAUACGUGCUCGGAGUGAAAAACAACAGCCAAACGAACGGUGUAUGGAAUGCUGCUUGUCAUUCGUGGGACAAAGUGGUAGCGAUUGUAACUCCGGGUGGAUAUCUAGAGGAGGAGAGCGUCGACGUCAUUCAGAAGCUGAGGAAUCCGAACAAGCACUUCAGGUCGCCAAAGCAGCGCAAUGCGUUGAAGAAAAUCCAAAAACCUCUCUCCUACCCCGAGUUAGACCCAAUGGUCGACAAAGUUGUUAGAGUCGCGUACACGUGCAAGCAGGAUUGGAUCCUAGCGACCGAGAUGGAGGCAGUGACACACUUGAUCGCUAUUGUGGCGCUGAUUGAGGCACAGAGUGAGAAUCUAGUAUUGUCAUACAUGGUAGUAUCUCGAUGCCUGGCUCAGAAGAAGCUGAAAGCUUUCAAGUUUGACGCGAUGGUGAUCGAGGCUCCUCGAGCGAAAGACGAAAAUGAGGAGAGUCAUCGUCGGGUCGUCGGGACGCUUGACCACGUUUUGGAUGCAGUCAAGCGCCAAGAAAUUGCUGCUGUUGGCAAUGUCCCCCGCAAAGAGGAGAAGGCUAUUUAUAAAAUGGUCAAGACUCCCUUCGAUGUAAUAGGCGCCAGAACAGAAAGCAGACGGGCGGAGAAACAGCUACUCCAGAGGCACAACACGGACGAAAUUGAGAAGAUGAAGCAAUACGCGCGGCGCUUCAAAAGUGGCAGAAAAGUAGUUUGA
This is a messenger RNA of Phytophthora nicotianae INRA-310, 903 nucleotides long. RefSeq lists its product as hypothetical. The coding region runs from base 1 to 903 and encodes 300 amino acids. The transcript is spliced from 3 exons. NCBI's taxonomy places the organism in Eukaryota, Oomycota, Peronosporomycetes, Peronosporales, Peronosporaceae. The record is from RefSeq and is a predicted model, not a curated record.